This is a messenger RNA of Penicillium cataractarum, 2298 nucleotides long. RefSeq lists its product as uncharacterized. The record is from RefSeq and is a predicted model, not a curated record. Bases 1 to 2298 code for a protein of 765 amino acids. NCBI's taxonomy places the organism in Eukaryota, Fungi, Ascomycota, Eurotiomycetes, Eurotiales, Aspergillaceae. The transcript has 2 exons.
AUGGAUUCUAAUUUGCACCCGCAUACCGGGAGCCCCGACCCGGAGCUCCAGGCACACCUCCCUAGCAUUCCAACCCACUCGCGCACGCCGGUCUGCCUGCGCUGCUGCUGCGGUCGCGAGGACUGCGCGCUGCUUGAGCAUAAUCAGGUUGCACUCGAGGGGCUGGAGAAGGACCUUGAAACAGCCGCUAGAUUGGGCCAGGCCCUCCUACAUCGCCAUGAAAGCUAUAUAGCCGAGGCGGAAGAGGACCGCCAACGGCUUGAAGAGAGCGUGGAUGCGUUAGAGCGCGAAAAGUACCGAGUCCAAGCGGAGAAUGCACGCAUCGUUGAGGAGAACCGCGCCCUGCUCGAGCAACUCGAGGGUCUGAACAAGGCGGUCUUUGAGUCCGACGAGCAUGUGCAAUCACUCACUAGGACAUUGGAGAGCACGCAAGCAGAACUGCGCCGCGUGACUGUCGCCGCAGCACGCGCUGCAGACCUUGAGGCACAACUUGUGCUGAUGGAGACGGAACAGUCUAGACUAGAGGAACAGGUAUCCGUGGUACAGGAGGAUGAGAGAUCUGCCGUGCAGCGCUGGAAGAAUGCCGAGUCUACGCUGCGCGAUCUUCAUGACCAGGUUGAGCGGAUUGAAGCUGAAGCGCGCGAGGAGCGCGAGCAACACCAAGAAAUAAUUCAGCGAUUGGAACGAAAACGAGCCGUCGAGCGUGAAUUGGAUAAUGCGGCCGGGCGUCUCAAGGGCGCGGCGGCUGCAUCAGAACUUGGUCGCAACCCUGGUACGCAUGUUGUCUCACGCUUUGUCAAGGAUAUCUUGCAAGACAAUGCGAACCUGCAAGUUGGAAUUAUGGAGUUGCGCGAGAUGCUGGAAAGCUCUAACCAGGAGGUGCAAAACCUGCGUGAACAAAUCCACACUCACCAACCGCUGGUCGGCAUUGGUGGCGAUGAGCAUGCCGAGCCUCUUCCGUCCACAACUCUUAGCGAAGAGCUUGAGUCGAAAGAACGUCGGGUCUCGCAGGAAUUCCAUAUUCAUCACCAUUAUCAUACACCUACAUCCUCGAAGAAAGACAAGGGACCACUCAACCGUCGCGUCAAGAAGCGAAGACCAGCCCUUGGAAGCCCUGCUCCUCUUCACUCCGCCAUGGGCGCCCACUCACCUCGUCGCUCUAUUCAUCGCUCACAAUCCUCCGGCUCGUCUAUGAACACCAUCCUCUCUCAAACAUCCGUGUCGAUCCCUCCCACAUCCGCCCGCCGCUGGUCGCUGCAAUCCCCAGCAGCUGACUCCUUAGCAAGCUCUCCGCGAUCUGCCUUCCGCACAUCCUCCAUCUUCGACCGUGUAGACCGCGGAUACGAUUUCUCUCAACCUACCAGCCCAGAUAGCACCGUCUUUUCCUCGCCAAUAAUUGGUGCACGGAAUAGCAAGGGCUUCGAUAUGCCAUUCCGCCCAUUGGCAGCGCUUGAUGAUCUCGAUACACCUGAUGUUGAUUCAUCCGAUUACUUCAAAGAAGACCACUACGAGCGGCCGGUGCCUUUGAAUAUGUACAGUGAAGGUCUUGCUACCCACCCAUCCAUCCCGGAAGAGUCGGAGCCAUCUCCAACGAAACCCUAUUGUGAUUCCAUAUUACGCAGCCCUGCACCGCCCAGCGCCGAAGAAUUAUUUGCGAUGCAAUUCCCACCCUUGCGCAAAUCGACCUCGCACGAUAGCUUGCUCUCGGUGGCUGGAAUGGACAUCCACACGCCAACCACCCGUCACACCCGCAUGGGUGACUGGCACCCGGGCAUGCGUAUUCCGCAGCGCAUUGUCUCGCCUAGUCUCGAGCUGGUCUCGACACCACCCGUUCUCUCGGCGCCAAUGAUAACGGCAGACCGCGCCAUAGCUCCUGGUCAAUCAUCACGAUCCCUUCUCGCAUCCGUCGCAGCAGGCAAUAAUCUCCCGUCUGAAUCAGCAUCCGUCGUCUCCGCAGAUAGCAACAGCUCGAUUUCCACUGCAACACACUUGACCCGAAAAUCAUCUACGCUCGGCCGACGUAUGGGUGGCUGGGUGCUGGGCCGGUGGGGCAUGGCGCCUAUCUCAGACGACGCAGUUGAGUCCGACACCGAGGCUCCUGUCUCGAAACCAAAAGUUCAGCCUAAAGCUGUACCUGCAGAACCAAUUCCUCCACAGAUACGGUUUAGGUUCACAGGCGUUAAUCAGAAGGGUCCUAUUCUGGGUCUACGUCCUCCGCCACAGGCGCCAAUCAAUAUUCGGCCGCAGAACAUCGACGAAGAACUUUUGAGGGAAAGUCUUGCUGAGGGGGGCGAAUAG